This is a messenger RNA of Oncorhynchus kisutch (coho salmon), 4326 nucleotides long. Its product is annotated as F-box/WD repeat-containing protein 11-like. Gene Ontology annotation, molecular function: protein dimerization activity. The transcript is spliced from 14 exons. The record is from RefSeq and is a predicted model, not a curated record. Bases 1793 to 3373 code for a protein of 526 amino acids. NCBI's taxonomy places the organism in Eukaryota, Metazoa, Chordata, Actinopteri, Salmoniformes, Salmonidae.
ACAGACCACUUCUCAGUUCCUAUGCUUCCUGGCUGAUGUUUUGGUCACUUUUGAAUGCUGGUGGUGCUUUCACUCUAGUGGUAGCAUGAGACGGAGUCUACAACCCACACAAGUGGCUCUGGUAGUGCAGCUCAUCCAGGAUGGCACACAAAUGUGAGCUGCGGCAAGAAGGUUUGCUGUGUCUGUCAGCAUAGUGUCCAGAGCAUGGAGGCGCUACCAGGAGACAGGCCAGUACAUCAGGAGACGUGGAGGAGGCCGUAGGAGGGCAACAACCCAGCAGCAGGACCGCUACCUCCGCCUUUGUGCAAGGAGGAGCACUGCCAGAGCCCUGCAAAAUGACCUCCAGCAGCAUGUGUCUGCUCAAACGGUCAGAAACAGACUCCAUGAGGGUGGUAUGAGGGCCCGACGUCCACAGGUGGGGGUUGUGCUUACAGCCCAACACCGUGUAGGAUGUUUGGCAUUUGCCAGAGAACACCAAGAUUGGCAAAUUCGCCACUGGCGCCCUGUGCUCUUCACAGAUGAAAGCAGGUUCACACUGAGCAGAUGUGACAGUCUGGAGACGCCGUGGAGAAUGUUCUGCUGCCUGCAACAUCCUCCAGCAUGACCGGUUUGGCGGUGGGUCAGUCAUGGUGUGGGGUGGCAUUUCUUUGGGGGGCCGCACAGCCCUCCAUGUGCUCGCCAGAGGUAGCCUGACUGCCAUUAGGUACUGAGAUGAGAUCCUCAGACCCCUUGUGAGACCAUAUUGGCCCUGGGUUCCUCCUAAUGCAAGACAAUGCUAGACCUCAUGUGGCUGGAGUGUGUCAGCAGUUCCUGCAAGAGGAAGGCAUUGAUGCUAUGGACUGGCCCGCCCGUUCCCCAGAUCUGAAUCCAAUUGAGCACAUCUGGGACAUCAUGUCUCGCUCCAUCCACCAGCGCCACGUUGCACCACAGACUGUCCAGGAGUUGGCGGAUGCUUUAGUCCAAGUCUGAGAGGAGAUCCCUCCGGAGACCAUCCACCACCUCAUCAGGAGCAUGCCCAGGCAUUGUAGGGAGGUCAUACAGGCACGUGGAGGCCACACACACUACUGAGCCUCAUUUUGACUUGUUUUAAGGACAUUACAUCAAAGUUGUAUCAGCCUGCAGUGUGGUUUUCCACUUUAAUUUUGAGUGUGAUUUUGUUGUCAGCACAUUCAACUAUGUAAAGAAAAAAGUAUUUAAUAAGAAUAUUUCAUUCAUUCAGAUCUAGGAUGCGUUAUUUUAGUGUUCCCUUUAUUUUUUGGAGAUAUAUAUGACUUUCGUGUGACUGCAGGUGUGUGCUGUUUGAAUCAGGGCUUAUUUAGUAUACACAAAGUAAAUAUUACCCUUUGCAUUUUUUUUCCAACAGGAAUUUUAAUGUAUUGAAUGUCUUGGUACAUCCAGUGAAAAGUACACUAUUCUCUUCGCUGUUAAACGGGAAAGUUACGUGACAUAUUUAUAUCCAGCCCGUGCCAAUAUAACAGUAAUUAGCUAGUGGGAUGCAUCAAGGGAAGACCAUUUAUAAUAUGUAACUUUCAAUAUAAUUAUAAUGAUCAUUUUCCCAAUUUUAGACACACUGUAGAUUUGCUAAUCUUUACAUCAUGAACUGUUGUAAUCAGUCUUUUGCAAGUGGAGGUGAUUUGUAGAUCAGAUCAUCUGAGCAGCACCUGGCGGAAGUCGACCCUCGAACAAGCACAACCUCUUUCCCUUAGCAGCAGAAAAGAGCCAACCACAGAAUGACAAUACCUUCUUUAUAAUUUCUCGACCAACCAAGGAGAGAGUUUCGGGGAGCAACAAUAUGGAGCCGGAGAUGGAGGACAAAACGUUGGAGCUGAUGAACACCACUUUCAUGGACUCCCAGACAGAUGACCUCUCAUCAAAGAAGAUCAUAGUGUUCAAGACGAUCACCAAUGGUCCGAUGACGGGCUCAAGGAAGCGGCCAUCGGAAGGGAACUAUGAGAAGGAGAAGGACGUGUGCAUCCAGCUGUUUGACCAGUGGUCUGAGGCUGACCAGGUGGAGUUUGUGGAACACCUGAUUUCACGCAUGUGCCACUACCAACACGGCCACAUCAACUCCUACCUCAAACCCAUGCUCCAAAGGGACUUCAUCACUGCACUGCCAGCUCAGGGUCUGGACCACAUAGCGGAGAACAUCCUGUCCUUCCUGGACGCGCGCUCGCUGUGCUCGGCAGAGCUGGUGUGUAAGGAGUGGCAGAGGGUUAUCUCAGAGGGCAUGCUGUGGAAGAAACUCAUAGAGCGUAUGGUCCGCACAGACCCCCUCUGGAAAGGCCUGUCAGAGAGGCACCAGUGGGAAAAGUACCUGUUCAAGAAUCGAACCACAGAAGUCCCACCAAACUCCUACUACCGCUCCCUGUACCCCAAAAUUAUCCAGGACAUAGAGACAAUUGAGGCCAACUGGAGGUGUGGUCGGCACAAUCUGCAGCGGAUCCAGUGUCGCUCAGAGAACAGUAAGGGGGUUUACUGUCUGCAGUAUGACGACGACAAGAUCAUCAGCGGCCUCAGAGACAACUCCAUCAAGAUCUGGGACAAGCAGUCUCUGGAGUGUCUGAAGAUCUUGACGGGUCAUACAGGUUCAGUGUUGUGUCUGCAGUAUGAUGAGAGGGUCAUCGUCACCGGGUCCUCAGACUCCACCGUCAGGGUGUGGGAUGUGAACACUGGGGAGGUGCUGAACACUCUGAUCCACCACAACGAGGCGGUUCUCCACUUGCGGUUCUGUAAUGGUCUGAUGGUGACGUGCUCGAAGGACCGUUCCAUCGCCGUGUGGGACAUGGCCUCGCCCACAGACAUCAGUCUGCGCCGCGUGCUGGUCGGCCAUAGAGCAGCGGUCAACGUGGUGGACUUUGACGACAAGUACAUCGUGUCAGCGUCCGGUGACCGUACCAUCAAGGUGUGGAGCACCAGCACGUGCGAGUUUGUACGUACGCUGAAUGGCCAUAAGAGAGGCAUUGCCUGUCUGCAGUACAGAGACCGACUAGUGGUCAGCGGCUCCUCGGACAACACUAUCCGGUUGUGGGAUAUUGAGUGCGGGGCAUGUUUGCGGGUAUUGGAAGGCCAUGAGGAGUUGGUCCGUUGCAUUCGCUUCGACAACAAGAGGAUCGUUAGCGGAGCCUACGAUGGUAAAAUCAAAGUAUGGGACUUACAAGCUGCUCUGGACCCUCGUGCCCCUGCCAGCACCCUCUGUCUGCGCACACUGGUGGAGCACUCUGGGCGUGUAUUCCGGCUACAGUUUGAUGAAUUCCAGAUCAUCAGCAGUUCCCAUGACGACACUAUCCUCAUCUGGGACUUCCUGAACGUGUCGACCAAUGGACAGACUGAGGGCAGGUCGCCCUCUCGCACGUAUACAUACAUCUCCAGAUAGCAGGCCCGGUGGAAUGUGAUGUGUGUGCGGGGACAGUCCUAAUGGCCAAGUCAAUGUGCCAGGGUCAGAGGUCACUUCCCACUCCAUCAUCCUCGCUGCAUCAUCUCUGUCCUCCUCCUGGUGUUCGUGUGGAGGGGUCGUCCCGCCCUCAUCGGGCCUUCGGUGCUCAAACACAUUGCCCCUUACACCCCCACCCACCCCAACCAAAUCGCACACAAACAUGCACACAAAGCGGAGUCUACUAGGUCACACUCUAAGGCCCAACUCCCCUUACUCUGGUCACCCAAGACCGAGUAACAGACAUGGACAUGAAGGAAUCUGAACUGAAUGGCUGGAGGAAUGGAGAAAGAGGGUUGGAAACGGCCUGUUAAAGAUGCCCUGGGGAGGAAAGGAAGGAAGGAGGCAGGGCCGGGGCUCAACUCAACGGGGCUCUUCAUCCAGACUGAGUGACAGAUGCCUCAAGCCCGCCCCUUUGGGCACCAAGGACAUAUCUAUCUUGUUGUUUUCUCAUUUUGUUUGGUAAAAAAAAAAAUGUGGAAGAGAGCUGAUGUUUUUUUCCCCCUGAAGACAGUACUGCAUGGAUAAGUGAUGGGACAACAGUGUGCUAGUGACCUAUUUAUGUUUUUCUAUAUAUUUUGUAUUAUUUUUGACCCAAUUCAUUUAGUUUGUUAGUGUACUAAGAAUUUUUCUUCUCUCCAAACCCCUCUCAAAUUCACCCCCUCUCAUCCUUAGUUCUCUACCCUGCGUUCGUCUUUUACUUACUCUCCCUCUGUCCUGUUCUGUCCCCCUCUUGCUGCCUGUCUAGGUUCUGAAUGACCCCUUACUGAGCUGAAAUUAGUUGUAAACAGAAUUGUCUUGUCUAAAAUGGUGUUGUAUAUUAUGAAAAGAUUUUUUUAAAGGAAAAAAACAAAACAUUAAUAAGAAUAAAGUACUUGAAUGUGAAGGAGUGUAAA